Molecule: messenger RNA, 5574 nt
Organism: Antechinus flavipes (yellow-footed antechinus)
Lineage: Eukaryota; Metazoa; Chordata; Mammalia; Dasyuromorphia; Dasyuridae
Gene: CLUH
Product: clustered mitochondria homolog
Exons: 26
Coding region: 138-4148 (1336 amino acids)
Biological process (GO): intracellular distribution of mitochondria
Cellular component (GO): cytoplasm
Molecular function (GO): protein binding; mRNA binding
Source: RefSeq, a predicted model, not a curated record
GCGGCUGCCUGACUCCGUCCUUCCCGCAGGAGUCGCGGCGGCGCCAGGGCGCUCGGCUUGGGUUACGGGCGCGGCCCGAGCGAGCGGACGGUCCAGCCGGAGCCCAGCCCCAGCCCGAGAGCCAGCACCGGCCCGCCAUGGUCAUCAAGACGGACGAGCUGCCGCCCGCCGCCCCCGCCGACAGCCCCCGGGAGCCCGGCCCGCAGGGCGGCGGGAAGGCCCGGCCCGGCCCGGCCGAGCUCCCAGCAGUCAUGCUGCUGAACGGGGACUGUCUGGACAAGAAGAGCGAGGAGCCCAAGGAGAAUGGGCACGAAGAGGCUGAAGGCGGUGACGAGAGCAGCGGGCAGGAGGUCAUCGUCAUCCAGGACACCGGCUUCACUGUCAAGAUCUCGGUCCCUGGGAUCGAGACUUUCUCAUUGCAGGUUUCUCCCCAGGAGAUGGUUCAGGAGAUCCACCAAGUGCUAAUGGAUCGGGAGGACACCUGCCACCGCACAUGCUUCUCUCUGCAACUGGAUGGCAAUGUGCUUGACAACUUCUCUGAGCUCCGGACCAUUGAGGGGCUGGAGGAAGGCUCCAUGUUGAGAGUGGUGGAAGAGCCCUACACCGUCCGGGAAGCCCGAAUCCACGUGCGCCACAUCCGAGACCUUUUGAAAAGCCUGGAUCCCUCAGAUGCCUUCAAUGGGGUGGACUGCAACUCCCUGUCCUUCCUCAGCAUCUUCACGGAUGGUGACUUAGGAGAUAGCGGGAAGAGGAAGAAGAAGGGCAUUGAAAUGGAGCCGAUUGACUGCACCCCCCCUGAGCACAUCCUCCCCGGAAGCAAGGAGCGGCCGCUCUGUGCUCUGCAGCCUCAGAACCGGGACUGGAAGCCCCUGCAGUGUCUGAAGGUGCUCACCAUGAGCGGCUGGAACCCCCCACCUGGGAACCGGAAGAUGCAUGGGGAUCUCAUGUACCUCUUUGUGAUCACGGCAGAGGACCGGCAUGUCAGCAUCACGGCCUCCACGCGCGGUUUUUACCUGAACCAGUCCACCGCGUACAACUUUAACCCCAAACCUGCCAGCCCCCGGUUCCUGAGCCAUUCCUUGGUGGAGCUGCUCAACCAGAUCAGUCCGACCUUCAAGAAGAACUUUGCUCUCCUGCAGAAGAAAAGGGUCCAGCGCCACCCUUUCGAGAGGAUCGCCACCCCGUUCCAGGUGUACAGCUGGACGGCCCCCCAGGUGGAGCACGCCAUGGACUGCGUGCGGGCUGAGGACGCCUACACGUCUCGGCUGGGCUACGAAGAGCACAUCCCUGGCCAGACCCGGGACUGGAACGAGGAGCUGCAGACCACAAGGGAGCUUCCUCGCAAGAACCUUCCUGAGCGGCUGCUGCGGGAACGCGCCAUCUUCAAGGUGCACAGUGACUUCACGGCGGCGGCCACGCGGGGGGCCAUGGCGGUCAUCGACGGCAACGUCAUGGCCAUCAACCCCAGCGAGGAGACCAAGAUGCAGAUGUUCAUCUGGAACAACAUCUUCUUCAGUCUGGGCUUCGACGUCCGAGACCACUACAAGGACUUCGGGGGGGACGUGGCCGCCUACGUGGCCCCCACCAACGACCUGAACGGGGUGCGCACCUACAACGCAGUCGACGUCGAGGGCCUCUACACCCUGGGCACCGUGGUGGUGGACUACCGCGGCUACCGAGUCACGGCCCAGUCCAUCAUCCCCGGCAUCCUCGAGCGGGAGCAGGAGCAGAGCGUCAUCUACGGCUCCAUCGAUUUCGGGAAGACGGUGGUCUCGCACCCGCGCUACCUCGAGCUCCUGGAGAAGACCAGCCGGCCCCUGAAGAUCCAGCGGCACCGGGUGCUCAACGAUCGCGACGAGGAGGUGGAGCUGUGCUCCUCCGUGGAGUGCAAGGGCAUCAUCGGCAACGACGGCCGCCACUACAUCCUGGACCUGCUGCGCACCUUCCCCCCCGACCUCAACUUCCUGCCGGUGGCUGGCGAGGAGCUCCCCGAGGACUGCCGGCGGGCCGGCUUCCCCAAGCCUCACCGCCACAAGCUCUGCUGCCUGCGCCAGGAGCUGGUGGACGCCUUUGUGGAGCACAGGUACCUCCUCUUCAUGAAACUGGCGGCCAUUCAGCUCAUGCAGCAGAAGGCUAACAGGGCCGAGAGCCCGGGCCCCCUGGAGAACGGCGCUUGUGAGGCCGGGGCCUCGGAGAGCCCGGAGGCCCUGGAGGCCGCCGAGGAAGGGGCCAGCGGCCUAGCCAAGGUGAAGGAGCUCGCGGAGACCAUCGCCUCCGACAGCGGCCCAGCAGUGGACCCCAAGAGCCGGGAGGUGAUCCAGAACGCCUGUAAGGCCGUGGGCUCGGUCAGCAGCACCUCCUUUGACAUCCGCUUCAACCCUGACAUCUUUUCACCAGGUGUGCGAUUCCCCGAGUCCUGCCAAGAUGAAGUUCGAGACCAGAAGCAGCUUCUCAAAGACGCCGCGGCCUUCUUGCUCUCCUGCCAGAUCCCCGGCCUGGUGAAAGACUGCACAGAUCACACAGUGCUGCCCAUGGACGGCGCCACCUUGGCGGAGGCCAUGCACCAGCGCGGCAUCAACAUCCGCUACCUGGGCAAGGUGCUGGACUUUGUGCUCAGGAGCCCGGCCCGACCUCAGCUGGACCACAUCUAUAAAAUCGGCAUCAGCGAGCUCAUCACCCGCUCGGCCAAGCACAUCUUCAAGACGUACCUUCAGGGUGUGGAACUCUCGGGCCUCUCGGCGGCCAUCAGCCACUUCCUGAACUGCUUCCUCAGUUCCUUCCCCAACCCCGUUGCCCACCUCCCCGCUGACGAGCUCGUCUCCAAGAAGAAGAACAAGAGGAGGAAAAACAGGCCCCCGGGAGGGGCCGACAACACGGCCUGGGCCGUCAUGACCCCCCAGGAGCUCUGGAAGGACAUCUGCCAGGAGGCCAAGAGCUAUUUUGACUUCCGUCUUGAGUGUGAGACCGUCGACCAGGCCGUGGAGACCUUUGGACUGCAGAAGAUAACCCUCCUGCGAGAGAUCUCCCUGAAAACCGGCAUCCAGAUCUUACUCAAGGAGUACAGCUUCGACAGCAGGCACAAGCCGGCCUUCACCGAGGAGGACGUCCUCAACAUCUUCCCCGUGGUCAAGCACGUCAACCCCAAGGCCUCCGAUGCCUUCCACUUCUUCCAGAGCGGCCAGGCCAAAGUGCAGCAGGGCUUCCUGAAGGAGGGCUGCGAGCUCAUCACGGAGGCCCUGAACCUCUUCAACAACGUGUACGGGGCCAUGCACGUGGAGAUCUGCGCCUGCCUGCGCCUCCUCGCCCGGCUGCACUACAUCAUGGGGGACUACGCCGAGGCCUUAAGUAACCAGCAGAAGGCGGUGCUGAUGAGUGAGCGGGUGCUGGGAAUCGAGCACCCCAACACCAUCCAGGAAUACAUGCACCUGGCUCUCUACUGCUUCGCCAGCAGCCAGCUGUCCACGGCCUUGAGCCUGCUCUACCGCGCCCGCUACCUCCUGCUGUUGGUCUUCGGGGAAGACCAUCCGGAAAUGGCCCUGCUGGAUAACAACAUUGGACUGGUGCUGCACGGGGUCAUGGAGUAUGAGCUCGCCCUGCGCUUCCUGGAGAACGCCCUGAGCAUCAACGCCAAGUACCAUGGGGCCAAGUCCCUCAAGGUGGCCCUCAGUCACCACCUGGUGGCCCGGGUCUACGAGAGCAAGGCCGAGUUCCGGUCGGCCCUGCAGCACGAGAAGGAGGGCUACACCAUCUACAAGAGCCAGCUCGGAGAGAGCCACGAGAAGACCAAGGAGAGCUCGGACUACCUGAAGUGCCUCACCCAGCAGGCGGUGGCCCUGCAGCGCACCAUGAAUGAGAUCUACCGCAAUGGCUCCAGCGCCAACAUCGUGCCCCUCAAGGUCACAGCCCCCAGCAUGGCCAGCGUCUUGGAGCAGCUCCACAUCAUUAACGGCAUCCUCUUCAUUCCACUCAGCCAAAAAGAUCUGGAAAACCUCAAGGCCGAGGUGGUGAGGCGGCACCAACUUCAAGAAACCAGCAAGGCCGCCACGCGGGAUGCCGCCGCCACUGUCGCCGCCGCCGCCGGCUCUCGAGAGGAGGCAGCGUCCAGCCUCUUGCCAGGGGACGACCCCCCCACCUUGAGCUCAGUAUGAUGUUUCUGGGGCAGAGAGGGAGAAACUGGACACUCGCCCCCCCAGUGAUUGGCAGAGGGCAGGUAGACGCCAUGUCCUGCUGGCCGGGGAAGGGGUCACGUCCCCUUCCUCCCGAGCACCUUGGCCCCCAACCAAAAUGUUCUUGCACUGGUAUAAUUAAUACACGAUGCAAAGUCCUUCUUGGAGCCCUAUAAUUGGAUGGAGCGUGUGAGCAUGUAGCCGCUGGCCAGGGACAGUGGGUGCCAGGGGCAGCCUCUGUUCCCCCCCUUCUCCCCACGUAUUAUUGAUCAGUCCAUUUCUCAUGUGUACAUAGCCCCAGCUUAUUUCCCCAAAUGGACUCUGUGGAGAUGAGAUUCUUUCUCAGGUCAUUCGUAUGCUUGACGUAAGGACGCUGCUGCUACCCGUGUUGCCGCCGCCACCGCCGCCGCCGCCUCCUCCUGAGGGUCUGCCCGCCCUCGGUCCGGGCGCCCAGGCUCCAAGCCAAACUGCGGGGGCCCCCCUUCUCCGCAGAGGGGAUGUCCUGGCCUGGGCCCCCAACCCCCUCCGUGGCACCUUUGGUCGCUAAUGUUAGCUUUUCUGCUUUAGGAAAGAGCCAUUGCCCCCUCUGCAGCACUGUGUCGCCGUGACCGUUGCCACAGGGUGGCCGGGCCUGGGGGAGGGGAGCUGCCUCGGUGCCGUCUCCACGCCGAGUCCCUUCGCCCACCGCCGCCCGUCCAUCUGUCCACAGUGCCUGGCGAGGUGCCGGACUGUGUCUCUGCGCCCCAGCUCAAAUACGCACAGUCCCAUUCCUGCCCGACCCCUCCAGAGCUUGAGCUGAGCACCUCCCCCUUCUCCAACUCCGGGUCCUCGACUGGGACCAGGAGUGGGCGAACCCCAGGGGAGGGGGGCUUUCAACGUGAAUGUAUUUUUUUCUCCUCCCCCCACCCUUUAAAGCUGUUUGAAUGGUAGGAGGAAGGUGGGAUUUACCGAGUGAGGGGAGCCCCAGGAGGGGAGCAGCACGAAAUCAUGAGUGUGGACAGAUCACUCCCUCUCCCCCGUAAAGGGACGUUUUUAACAAUUGUGUGACGUGGCUCAAGUCGGGGUCCUUUCUGUCUCUUGCUAAUUGAUCAUGGUCACUACUGAGGAUGUUUGCGGGGACAGCGGCACUUGGGGGCGUCAGGGGCAGGGGAAGGGACUGCCGCACACCAGGUGUGUGUGAGGAGGGUGACUUGUCGUGGGAAAUGCCGCCUUCUCCCCUCACUUGAGCCCUAGAGGUCCAGUCCAUCCAACCGCCUUGUUUCAAAAAUCAAAGUGUCGAGAGCGCGAGUGUGAGCGAGAAAGUGAGUGUGAGCGUGUCCCCACAAGCUGAUCAAGAACUUGGGUUUCUUGUUUUUAAACCAUCACAUCUUCGUUUCACAUUGGAAUAAAAUGAAUUUUUGAAACCUGC